UCGUUGCAUUAGGUGCCGCCCGUAAUCUGCUAUUGCUCCUUUUGCUAACACUGCAGAGAGUCUUAUCUUUUGUGUUCUGUCAAGCUACCAAGUUGUAUAAACUUGUAGUCUUCAGUUUCAUAAAGACAGCAAAUAUGGCCACUGCUGCUCUACCUAAAAUUGAUUAUCUUCAGAAGAUAAGCAGAAACACCAUAUUUAAUGCCAGAACUAAUCAGAAGGAUAUACCAGUUGGAAGCCUCUGGGAAGAUGGCCCUGUUGUUAUCAUGUUCCUGAGGCGUUUUGGAUGACAAUUGUGCAGGCUUGGUGCUGUGAAAAUCAGCAUCAUAGAGCCAUUACUUUCUAAGCAUGGCAUAAAGGUGGUUGCGGUGGGAUUGGAAAUGUUGGGUGUGGAGGAAUUCAUUGAAAGGAAAUUUUUUCCUGACAGUGUUGACAUAUAUGUUGAUGAGAAGAAGACUUGCUAUCAAUGUCUUGGUUUUAAGAGGUUUACUCUUUUGAAUGUCUUCAAGGCUCUAGUCAGCAGUGUUAGUAGGAAAGCUAUUAUGGAGGCAAGGAGGAACAAGAUUGAAGGCAACAUGCAAGGAGAUGGUCUUCAGAAUGGCGGCCUCAUAAUAGUCGGUAAAGGUUCUAAAAUGCUAUUGUUUCAUAAGGAAGAGUAUCCUGGAGAACAUGUAGAGAAUGAUGUAAUACUAAAAACACUAGAAGUGGACGAAACAACAGUGGUAUCAGCAGAAAAAGCUGAUACUAUGGCAAAAAUGGAAGAAGAAGGACUCAAUUGUGACAAGGCUUGCUUUGGUGAUGAUCCACCAACAGCACAAGCUAAAAAGAAGAUGUUUGUUGCCAAAAAGAAAACAUAAGCUCCUUGUAAUUACGAGCGUAACUGUAAUGUAAUGUAGUACUAAAAAUUAGAUAAUUUUAUUUGCGAUGAUGGAUAGAAAUGAAGCGGAUGUGGUCAACCUUUAGGUCUACAUCUGCUGACGUUGCAUCUAAUAUCCAUCAAUCACAACUGUAACGGCAUCACUUAGAAAUUAUAAUUACAAAAA
Molecule: messenger RNA, 1040 nt
Organism: Amphimedon queenslandica
Lineage: Eukaryota; Metazoa; Porifera; Demospongiae; Haplosclerida; Niphatidae
Product: prostamide/prostaglandin F synthase-like
Exons: 7
Coding region: 378-854 (158 amino acids)
Biological process (GO): prostaglandin biosynthetic process
Molecular function (GO): prostaglandin F synthase activity
Source: RefSeq, a predicted model, not a curated record